UUGGACGGCUCCUUGAGCGAUGGCUCAGCGUUUUCUGCUGUUCUCGAGGCUUGUGAUCUUAUCCGCGGUCCGUGGGCGAGCCUCUCUGGAAUGGGGCGCCUGAAUUUUUACAUAGAGAACUUGUGCGUGCCUGUUUUUUCAAGGUUACAUGGUCAUUUGCGAAUAUUGUUUUCAAAGUUAAACAUUUUAACCGGGAUGGAAGGAGGUCGAACCUGGCCCACGGCGUUUAAUCCUGUUACUGUCGCGGCAUUAGCAGGCGGCCUGGUCUACACAGAGUUCCCAGACCACACAGGACUUCAUAGCUGAGACCCUGAGUAAAAGAAAAUAACUUAUUUUGGCAAUUGCUUUGACCUACUUAGUGGGUGAUUGAGUCAUAAAUCUGAAGGUAGAAUUUGGAGCUGAUGGGUCUGAUUAUUUAGUAAAGGGGGUUACAUUUGAGGACUGUAGAAAUGUGCACUGAAGCUUCAAAUUUGUCGAGCAAGAGUGUGUAUUGCAUUUGAUCGGCAUAACUCCAGAUGAGCCUCAAAAUUCAGGUCAAUGAUGAGCCGGCAUGUAUUCUGAAUCUAAAGUUGAUUAUAAACCACUUUAGCUCUAGAAUUACUCUGAGACCUGAAAAAAAAAAGUACCGUGACCUGGUCAUGUAUGACUGGGAUGUCAAGUUUUCAGGGCGGUGAAAGGAAAUUAAGUGAUGAUGAGAUACCUGCUUUCUUUUCUCGGAAGGGCACACAGCAGAAGGACGUUACUAUCAAGUCAGAUGCUCCUGACACCCUGCUGCUGGAGAAGCAUGCCGAUUACAUCGCCUCCUAUGGCUCAAAGAAAGACGACUACGAAUACUGCAUGUCCGAAUACUUGAGAAUGAGUGGCGUCUACUGGGGCCUGACCGUGAUGGACCUCAUGGGACAGCUUCAUCGCAUGAACAGAGAAGAAAUACUGGUGUUUAUCAAAGCCUGCCAGCAUGAGUGUGGGGGAGUAAGUGCUAGCAUUGGGCACGACCCCCACCUUCUAUACACGCUCAGUGCUGUCCAGAUUCUUACUCUGUAUGAUAGCAUUCAUGUUAUCAACGUGGACAAAGUUGUGGCCUAUGUUCAGAGUCUACAGAAAGAAGAUGGUUCCUUUGCUGGAGACAUUUGGGGAGAAAUUGAUACAAGAUUCUCAUUUUGUGCAGUGGCAACUUUGGCUCUCUUGGGCAAGCUUGAUGCUAUUAAUGUGGAAAAGGCGAUUGAGUUUGUUUUGUCCUGUAUGAACUUUGAUGGUGGAUUUGGGUGCAGACCAGGCUCUGAAUCUCACGCUGGACAGAUCUAUUGUUGCACAGGAUUCCUGGCCAUAACUAGUCAGUUGCAUCAAGUGAACUCUGACUUACUUGGUUGGUGGCUUUGUGAACGCCAGUUGCCCUCAGGUGGACUCAAUGGAAGACCCGAAAAGUUACCAGAUGUCUGCUAUUCCUGGUGGGUGUUGGCCUCCCUAAAGAUAAUCGGGAGGCUUCAUUGGAUUGACCGAGACAAGCUUCGAAGUUUCAUCUUAGCAUGCCAAGAUGAAGAGACAGGAGGGUUUGCAGACAGGCCAGGAGAUAUGGUGGAUCCGUUUCACACCUUAUUUGGCAUUGCUGGAUUAUCACUUCUGGGAGAAGAGCAGAUUAAGCCUGUUAGCCCUGUCUUCUGCAUGCCUGAGGAAGUGCUUCAGAGGGUGAAUGUCCAGCCUGAACUAGUGAGCUAGUCAGAUGAGGAAGAUGCUUUAGUGUGCAAUAUGAAUUGCUGUAUUUGAAGUGUUUAUCAAACCUAGAAGUGACUUAAUAUUUUGUAUAUCAAUAUGUUAAUGAUAAAUUAUAUAAUUAUUGUAAAAUAAAUAUGUUGGUAUUUAGAUCUUUAGUCUUCUGAGUACAAUUUUUGUCAGUACUGAUUGCUUUUUAAUAUCUAACAGCAAACUUAAAAGAGCUAGUAUUUAACUGAUGCCUCCCUGUGUCCUAUUGACCUGUAACAAUGAUGGGAAAUGAUUUCUGUUAAUAAAAAUGAUAAAAGCAAGUAAAACUUAUUCAAAUAAAAGGUGCACGAAAUUGAGUA
Messenger RNA from Grammomys surdaster, 2057 nucleotides. It is a transcript of the gene Rabggtb, whose product is annotated as Rab geranylgeranyltransferase subunit beta. Gene Ontology annotation, cellular component: Rab-protein geranylgeranyltransferase complex. Gene Ontology annotation, biological process: protein geranylgeranylation. NCBI's taxonomy places the organism in Eukaryota, Metazoa, Chordata, Mammalia, Rodentia, Muridae. The record is from RefSeq and is a predicted model, not a curated record. Gene Ontology annotation, molecular function: Rab geranylgeranyltransferase activity. The transcript has 8 exons. Bases 643 to 1713 code for a protein of 356 amino acids.